CUUUCGAAAAAUGGCGCCUCCUCCUGGCCUCUUGUUUCGCAGUAGCAGAUUAUCAUUAGCCAGUGCUGGAGGUUCUGUAGGAUGCUGCGGAACACGCCCAGUACAUUAACCUCUAGUGCAGUCUGUGGUCUUUACACAUUAAUUUUAGCCAGGGACGAGGAUCUGGAAAGGAACCAUAUGUAUCCUAAGUAUGUGGCGUUGCACUGGUUGACUGCAUCAAGCCGGGGUGACUGAAGCAAGCUGGAGAAGCUGCAGCCCCUGUGGUGACCGAUGGCCGGGUCAAUCAUGAAUCCACCUUUGGCUGUGAUGGCUGUGGUGGUCCUCUCUGUCCUACUGGCAGGAGCAAGCCACGCAGCCCCUGAGAUGGACCCCUACAAAAUACUGGGAGUAACCAGGAGUGCAAGCCAGGCAGAGAUCAAGAAGGUCUACAAGCGCCUCGCUAAAGAAUGGCAUCCUGACAAAAACAAAGAUCCAGGUGCUGAGGACAUGUUUAUCAAGAUCACAAAGUCUUAUGAGAUCCUGUCCAGCGAGGACAGACGUGCCAACUAUGACCGCUACGGGCAGACUGAUGACACCCAAGCCUACAGCAGCAGCCGAUACAGACAACGCCAAGACAACUUCUACUUUGACGAGUCCUUCUUCAACUUCCCAUUCAACACGAAGAACCACAGGGACUUCACCGACAGCAAGUACACGCUGCACUUCAGCCAGUACGUCAGCGAGGUGGUGCCCGACAGCUACAGGAGGCCGUACCUGAUAAAGAUCACCUCCGACUGGUGCUUCAGCUGCAUCCACAUCGAGCCCGUGUGGAAGGAAGUGGUGCAAGAGAUGGAGGGUCUAGGCGUCGGAAUAGGUGUGGUCGACGUUGGCUACGAGAGGCGUUUAGCCAAUCACCUCGGCGCCCACCGCACCCCGUCCAUACUUGGUGUCAUCAGUGGAAAGGUGACGUUUUUCCAUUAUGCCGUAGCAAAAGAACACCUGAGGCAGUUUGUUGAAGACCUCCUCCCUCAGAGAGUUGUGGAGAGGAUCACCGACAAAAAUGAGCAGCAGUUCUUAAGCAGCUGGCAUGAGCUCAACAAGCCACAUGUGCUUCUGUUUGAUCAAGUUCCUGCCGUCCCUCUGUUGUUCAAACUGGCAGCGUUUGCUUACAAGGACUAUCUGCAGUUUGGUUAUGUGGACCAGGGCCUUGCGGAGACGGCCGAACUGCAGAAACGGUUUAACAUUAACACUUAUGCUCCGACCAUGCUGGUCUUCAAGGAGAACACGGACAAGCCUGCUGACAUUAUACAAGCUAAAGGAAUGAAGAAACAAAUCAUCGAUGAGUUCAUGUCAAACAACAAGUUCCUCCUUGCACCACGGCUCGUCAAUCAGAAGCUCUUUGAUGAGCUUUGUCCUGUCAAACAGUUUCACAGACGCAGGAAAUUCUGCGUUCUGUUGAUGACAACUGAUGAAGAGACAUAUUCCUCUGGAAACCAGGAAUUUCUCUCAUUUGCAUCUACCAACACAAGGGAUGUUGUGAGGUUUGCUUAUGUGUACCAACGGCUGCAGCAACCACUCUGUGACAUCCUCAUGCACAGUGAGGACAACUCUCAGUCAACGCCGCAGGUGGUAAUACUGGAGAGGAGAAACACAGCCGGCAAAGCUUUGUUCAAACCAGUUACGGCCUGGAACGGCAGCGAGGAGGACAAGCUGCGUCUCCUGGAAGAACUGGAACGACUUCAGAAGGACCCGUCCAUCCUCAUACACGAUGCCAUGCUACCUGAACUCAACAACGAGUUUGCUUCGAUGUUUGUAGUCCGGUGGAUCUAUGCGUCUUAUGACUACCUCUCAGAAGUUAUUGAUGAUAUUCUUCAUAACAACUGGCGUGAGAUGAUGCCUCUUCUGUCCCUCAUCUUCUCUGCUUUGUUCAUCUUGUUCGGAACUGUGGUGAUCCAGGCCUUCAGUGACUCCAGUGAAGAUAAACAGAUGAAACCAAAGGUGAAGGAUGGAAUUAAGGCAGAAAAUGGAUCUUCAGGGAGCCGACCUCCAAAAAAGAAUUUUGUGGAGGUGACAGAGCUGACCGACAUCACCUACAUCAGCAACYUGGUGAAGCUGAGGCCUGGACACAUCAAUAUAGUCCUGGUUCUCACUGAUGCCUCCAAAAAUAUCCUUCUUAGCAAGUUUGCCAAAGAGGUGUAUUCUUUCACAGGGACCCAGACGCUGCACUUCUCCUUCCUGAACCUCGACAAGCACAGCGAGUGGAUGAGCACGCUGCUGGAGUACGCACAGGACGCGGCGCAGAUCGAUGCGGACGAGGAUGACAGCGGGAGCCGUAAAACGGACUACACCGGGUUUGUGCUGGCCCUGAAYGGCCACAAAAAGUAUUUGUGUCUCUUCAAGCCGGUCUACACCGGAGAGGACCUCGACGGGAAGUCGUCUGAAGACGAAGCAGGGACGUCAGUGGGCAAGCCGAGGCCCGGUUCCCGUGACGGUCAUCCUCAACGCAAAUCCAGUCGGUCCCGCAGCACAUCCACCCUGCAGAUUCACCACAAACUGGACCGACUGGGGCUUUGGAUGGAAAGACUCAUGGAGGGCACCUUGCCUCGUUACUACGUUCCUGCCUGGCCAGGGCUUGAUAAGAUCACACCAAGUAAGUAGGUCAAAGUGGAAAGACUUCAUCUUCAACUCCUGUGACAUAGCUUCUUUUAUGCAGGAGGUUUGGCUAAAUAUGCCGUUUUCUAUUAUAGACCUUAAAUGGAGCAAAUUUCUGAUAAACAGAAUAAACAUAGGUUAAUUAACCAUUGAGGAGCUCUGUGAACGUGCUGCUGGUUUCCCCUUCGAAAAUAACCCCAAGCAACCUUUAGCAAUGUUUAUUCUUUAUUUUUGAUUCCCAAACACAACUCCUAACCCCUUAAGUUUCGCUGGUUUUUCCGUGUCUGAACCCCAGCUCCCUACUAUAAUUAAGAACAGAGAGACGGAUCAGAAACCCGGCACAGCUUGUGCCGAUCACCCUCAUCCUGCUGCUGUUCCCUGAUCCACUUUAUCAACUCUACUUCUGCAGCUGGAAAUAAUACCAUGCCCCGCCAUCACAGUCUCAUAAUACUGUGCUCUUUCUACACUUUACUCAGACAAUAAAAUGGAAUAAUAAAAUCACUGUGGCCACCUCUGCUCCUGCUGACAAUGGGUCAGCAAGUCAGAAGCUGUGCAACAUAGAUAAUCYAUUUUCAGACAGUCACAGAAAGGCUGAAGAUGGGGAAUUUAGCUUCCUGCUGCCUCGUGUCUAACCUUUGUGCUGCUGUGSUACGAAUCGCUUGUGGCUGAUUUGUUGUUGGUUUUGGAAAGUUCUCAUAAAAUCCAUGUAAUUACUUAAGCAGUUAUAAAGCUGUGUUUAAAGGGGGGAAAACUGUGAAUAAAGAUGCAUGAAACUAAUAUCUAAUGUCUUGGCCUUUUUAUGCAUCUGAAAAAUAUACACAUUUUUGGAAACAGACUAUACUGCUGUAAUAAUCUGAAGGUGCACGCUGUGGUCUUCCUUGGUCCUGUGCUCCAGCAGAAAAAGAAAACACGCUCUUGCUUUUGUUAGAUGCAAAGUGUAUUAUACCUGUGAACAUUUAACAAAUGAGUUUUUCAAAUAACCCUUCAGUUCAGUAGCCUUCUCCUGCUUAAAUCAACUUAACAGACAGUAGCUGUGUGUAGCCUUGAACCCGACAGCAUUUUUCUAAGACUUGCAUAUUUUCUAAGAGACGCUACAAUGUACUGAUACACCGUCCUCUGUCCAUGAGUGAAAGUGAAACUGUUUGAUACUUUUUUCUAAUAAUUUAAACAGAGCUUGCAAAUACUGUUUAAAUUAGUUUGCUAUUGCUUACUACAAUCAUGUUGAGUUUGUAUCUUAAAAACGGUGUCCUUUUAAACUCAUUGAAAUAUUUAUGUUAUUUAAUUCUGUGUGACAUUUAUAUGAAAACAUAUACUCCAGUAAAUUGUUCCAGGUUGUGUCACAUUCAUUUAAUGUGUUGCAUUUUAUUUGCCCAGAGCACCAAACAGGUUUGUUAAUAAAGAAAAGAAUUGUGAAUUCAUUUUGACAUCUUGAGUCUUUUCUUUGGUAUUCAUGAAGAGUCUGACUUAGCCGAUCAUUUUGGACAAGACAAUAAAAUAUAUUUCCUAUCUUUUUCUAUUGGUUUUAUUCAUAUUUGUUAAUACAACUUUACCACUGUAUCAUUUUGCUGUAAAUAUUUGCUGAUAUUUAUUAAAGUUAUUUAUUUGUCUUAUGAAUUCCA
Poecilia reticulata (guppy) is the source of this 4250-nucleotide messenger RNA. Its product is annotated as dnaJ homolog subfamily C member 16. The record is from RefSeq and is a predicted model, not a curated record. Lineage: Eukaryota; Metazoa; Chordata; Actinopteri; Cyprinodontiformes; Poeciliidae.